AUGAUGAAGGGGGACACGAUUGUCAUUCAAGUCCCGAGGGAUAAUGGACCGUCUUCCAGCAUUAUCGGUAACCCGGGGGAUAUGGAGACUGAUGACUUUGGUGUGGAAGCUGAGCUGACAAGUUUGUCGUGGCUUCAAUCACUUGACAUUACCAGCGCAUCAAGUUUACCUACGCCACCAUGUUCGCCAUCUCCACCGCCUGUUGUAAAACGACCACCAAAAAAAAUGUCACCGCUUGUCAAAGCUGAACUUGAUUUAGCUGAUAAUGCAGAAAAAUAUCACACAGAUCCUGAUCUUAAACCCCCAUUUUCAUACGCAACACUGAUAUGCCUCGCAAUGCGUGCUAACAAUAAUAAAUUAACUUUAUCAAGUAUUUACGCAUGGAUACGUGAAAAUUUUGUUUAUUAUCGUCAUGCGGAUCCCGCUUGGCAGAAUUCCAUAAGACACAACUUGUCAUUGAACAAGUGUUUUAUAAAAUUACCGCGUUCGAAAGACGAGCCUGGCAAGGGUGGCUUCUGGAAACUAGAUCUAGAGUGUCUUGAGGAUGGGAAACGUACCCGAAGACGUUCAGGGGCCUCCAGAUACAACAGAUCAAGUAAGACUUCAUCAUCCACAUCUGUGCCGACGACACCGCCGAUUCUACCGCAGGUUGCGUCGGCCGCGACGGGGGAAAUCACCACGGAAAUAAUAACGACGAUGAAUUUAAAUGACCCGAAAAUAACGACGGUCUUCUACGAGACUCCGCCAAGCAGCGUAUCGCCACCGAUACCUGAUUGUUUACCUGAAGUGCCUGAAUCAAACCAAGUUAGUCUUAGUGAAGAUGACCUGACAGGGCUGCUAAUUGCGACUGUAGGCUGGGAUGAGAAUCAACUUGAUCUUCUUGAUUCUCUACUCGACUCACUUUAG
Molecule: messenger RNA, 906 nt
Organism: Microplitis demolitor
Lineage: Eukaryota; Metazoa; Arthropoda; Insecta; Hymenoptera; Braconidae
Product: forkhead box protein J1-B-like
Exons: 3
Coding region: 1-906 (301 amino acids)
Biological process (GO): regulation of transcription by RNA polymerase II
Molecular function (GO): DNA-binding transcription factor activity, RNA polymerase II-specific; RNA polymerase II cis-regulatory region sequence-specific DNA binding
Source: RefSeq, a predicted model, not a curated record